Molecule: messenger RNA, 363 nt
Organism: Paramecium tetraurelia
Lineage: Eukaryota; Ciliophora; Oligohymenophorea; Peniculida; Parameciidae
Exons: 3
Source: RefSeq, a predicted model, not a curated record
AUGAAGUUUAUUUGCUUAACAUUGAAGGAGAUUUUUCAAAGGAACCAAAUUUAAAUAAGAUCCCCACUCCUGAUACGAUAGUUGGAGAAGUUCAUGGUCAAUUGUACGAUGUUUAGGAACUUUUUAAAGUAGGAAGGAACCCUCCAUUUACAAAUUAAAUGUUUUUGGUUGAUUAUGUGGAUAGAGGUGUUCAUAGUGUUGAAGUUAUUACAUUGCUUUCCCUCCAUAAGAGUCACAAUGAUUAGAGGAAACGAUGAAACCAGAGCUUCUAUUCUUGAAAUUGAUGAAUAAGAUAAUAGAUAUUUUAAUAUUUUUAGUGAAAGUCCUGAAAAUAUGAAAAAGAUUUGGGAACCAAAAGCAUGA